Molecule: messenger RNA, 6413 nt
Organism: Pangasianodon hypophthalmus (striped catfish)
Lineage: Eukaryota; Metazoa; Chordata; Actinopteri; Siluriformes; Pangasiidae
Gene: kcna1a
Product: potassium voltage-gated channel, shaker-related subfamily, member 1a
Exons: 2
Coding region: 648-2126 (492 amino acids)
Biological process (GO): potassium ion transmembrane transport; protein homooligomerization
Cellular component (GO): synapse; neuronal cell body; membrane
Molecular function (GO): delayed rectifier potassium channel activity; protein binding
Source: RefSeq, a predicted model, not a curated record
UGCAGCAGUAGAGUCUCUCCUGCGGUAUAAACCUUAUUCACGCGCCGAGGUGCCGCCGCACGAGCACCGCACAGCACCGCACGAGGCUGCGGCUUCCCGGCUUCUGUUUUUAUUUCAUUUUAGCACUUUUUUCCAUUUGCUAUCUCUGCAUCGAACUGUCACCUGCAUUAUAUCGUAUGUGCAUUUAAAAGCAGCCGUUUAUUUUCAGUAACAAACACUUGAGCGAUUGCGACUUAAGAUGGUCAGGUGUCAUAUGGCCAAGGAUAAAACAACUGCAGCUUCUGAGGACUGUCUGCACACAGAAAGACAUGUGAAGUGUUAAUGAAUGAAGACAAGACGAAAGAAGAUCUUUACUAUUAGAUGACAAGAGGCAUCUCACCCGAUUCCAAUAUCUUCGAGAGAGGCAGCAAUAGCGGAUGCAGUGGAAAGGAGCGAUGGUGGAGUCAGCGGGAGCUGCAGUGGGUCCACAUUGAGGGAAAACUGGUCUAGCUCAUAGCUGCACAACCAAACCAGCUCUGUGGGCACAAAAUCAAAGCAGGACAGGGAAAGUGAGCUGAGGAGGAAUUCAGGACGAGAACUACAUGUCUGUUCCAUUACACUAACCGCAGUCCCGCAUCUCCUGCAGUGCUUCGACUUGGACUUGCAGGAUGACCGUAGUGGCCGGAGAUAACAUGGAUGAAACAUCGGCUGUCCCGGGGCAUCCUCAGGACACAUAUUCCCCUGACCAUGAUGACCAUGAAUGCUGUGAAAGGGUGGUCAUCAACAUCGCUGGGCUGCGCUUUGAAACCCAACUCAAAACGCUUGCUCAGUUUCCAGAAACGCUGCUUGGGAACCCAAAGAAGAGAAUGCGUUAUUUUGAUCCUUUGAGAAAUGAGUAUUUCUUUGACCGGAACCGUCCUAGUUUUGACGCAAUCCUCUACUACUAUCAGUCUGGGGGGCGGUUGAGGAGGCCAGUAAAUGUCCCAUUGGAUAUGUUCUCGGAAGAAAUUAAGUUCUAUGAACUUGGAGCUGAGGCAAUGGAGAAGUUCCGUGAGGAUGAGGGAUUCAUCCGAGAAGAAGAACGACCCCUGCCCGAACGGGAGUUCCAACGCCAGAUCUGGCUUCUGUUUGAGCACCCUGAGAGCUCAGGGCCAGCCAGAGGAAUUGCCAUAGUGUCUGUUAUGGUCAUUUUAAUUUCCAUUGUCAUUUUCUGUUUGGAAACUUUGCCAGAAUUGAAGGAGGACCCUGCGGGGAGAAUACAGAAAUUAGGGAACACCACCUUUUACUACAAACCAAACAUCCUUAAAGACCCCUUCUUCAUUGUAGAGACCCUCUGCAUAAUCUGGUUCUCAUUUGAACUUAUAGUACGAUUCCUUGCAUGUCCCAGCAAGGCAGCCUUCUUUAAGAACAUGAUGAACACCAUAGAUGUAGUAGCUAUCAUCCCCUACUUCAUUACACUGGGCACAGAGAUGGCAGAAGAACCAGAUGGUAAGGAGGGCAAGGGGGAACAGGCAACAUCACUGGCCAUUCUCAGGGUGAUUCGUCUGGUCAGGGUGUUUAGGAUCUUCAAGCUGUCCAGACAUUCCAAAGGCCUGCAGAUUUUAGGGCAGACCCUAAAAGCUAGUAUGCGGGAGCUUGGAUUGCUUAUCUUCUUCCUCUUCAUUGGUGUCAUCUUGUUUUCGAGUGCCGUGUACUUUGCAGAAGCUGAAGAGGCAGAAUCAUACUUCAACAGUAUCCCUGAUGCGUUCUGGUGGGCUGUUGUAUCAAUGACCACAGUUGGCUAUGGAGACAUGGUUCCUGUCACUAUAGGGGGCAAAAUUGUAGGCUCUCUGUGUGCAAUCGCUGGUGUGCUGACCAUUGCCCUACCAGUGCCUGUCAUUGUAUCCAACUUCAACUACUUCUACCACAGGGAAACUGAGGGUGAGGAGCAAGCCCAACUUCUGAACGUGAGUAACCCCAACAUCGCUUCUGACUCCGAUUCCAGCCGCCGCAGUUCCUCAGUUGUCAGCAAGUCUGAGUACAUGGAGAUCGAUGGAGACAUGAACAACAGCAUGGACAACUUCAGAGAGGCCAACCUUAGAACUGGCAACUGCACAAUAGCUAACCAAAAUUGUGUUAACAAAAGUAAGCUGCUAACUGAUGUUUAGAGUCCAGAUAUGUACUACAGGACUGUCGUGAUUCAGUAGUCGAAUACUUUAUUUAACUCCCUAGUGCACUCCUGCAUUACAACUAUUAUUCUCUGCAGAUGAAAGGAGAAGAGACGAAAACAUACAAUACGCUGUUAGAAUAUGAGAUAAACACCUAUAUGUAUAUAUAUCUAGUUAGUUUAAUGAAUUUAUGACAGGGCAAUGCACAUAGGCUAUGCAUAGGAAAAACAUCCCUCUCUAGAAUGUAUAGGAACACGCAUACUUAACCAAAAGGCUAUGGAGAGGACUCUAGAUCACUGUUCCGAGCUGGCAGUGAAGUGAUGUUGAAACAUUAUGCAUGGAUUACAGAUUACAUAUCAGCAAGUUGCACAGUGCAUCCAAAACAAAAAGCAUAAAAUUACUCAGUUCCACAAGGACAAGCCAAGCCAUCUGCAGUGUUUGGCCUAUAUUUGGUCCUCCCUACAGUUCUCCAGACCUACUGACCAGCAAAGCACCUUAAACGAACAAAACUCAUCUCCUGCUGGGAUGCUGUGAAGGAAAAAGUCAUCACCUCAUGGACAUCCGCAAUGCUGCUAUUCUCCAGCAGAAGCUGUAAUAGAUAUCACCAAGUGAUUUGAUGCCAUGCCCUUUAGAUGCAAGACAGCACAAUGACGGGAAAAAUAGCUUAUUAAUAAGCAUGUUUAGACUAAUCUCAUUUUGAUAUCAGCAUGUGUGAAACGUUACCUCAUUCUAUAUGAUACCUUCUUUUUUUUUUUUUUUUUUAAAUUUCCUAUAGUUCGUUUCCAUGAAAAGUGCACUGGUUUGAUAUGAUUUGAAAUGCUUCUCAUUUAAGCAUAUCAUAAGGACUGAAUGUUUAAACUUAACGGAAACAGGAUCUUGAUGGGAUCAUAGCAUGUUAAAAUAACUUGCAUUAUGGCCUAUUCAAACUAAGGUACUGUGUAUCCUAGUAUAUUUAAUGCAUGAGAGCAGUAUUAUACAGCUUGUUGCUAUUUAGACACUCCUCUGGUGUGUCGUUGUUACUAUCAGGGAAACUAUGGACUUUGAGUCCUGAAAUUUUCUGAAAUGUGACAAAAAAAAAAACAAAAAAAAAAAACAACAUAGGCAAGCCCCAGCACAGGGAUGCAAACUUUCUAAUCUAAAAAAUAGUCAAAGAAGCAGAGAACACAAAACAAAUAAUACUACAAAAUUGCAUAUACUCAUACUAAGUACCUGUUAAAAUCAAUAUAACUUAAAUAAUGCUGUGCAUGGGCCUUUGAUCAAAAGAAAAAAAAACACAGUGAGCAAAAUAUAAUUCAUGCUUCCAUUUUUGCAGUCAAAAUUUUUGAAUGUCAUGGAUUUCAUUUAGUGGGAUGCAACAGAAAGACGGCAGAAUUAUUUUUAUUAGUUGAUAGUGCCUUUUGACCCUCUCAACAACAGGAUAGGUGAAAGUGCCUCGGUCAGACAGAUUUCAUGGAAUUAGGGCAGCCCCCUACCAGAGCACGUGUGUCGAGGAUGAGCACUAGUGUGCAUAUGUGUAGUACAAAAAAAAAAGGGUACAAAAACUAACGACACAUGGUUGUCAGGCACAACUUAACAGUUUCUGUUGUCAUGCACUUAAGGCCCUGACUGCAUAAUUAAAAUUGGGCCACAUUUGAAGGGCAGGGAGGUGCGUGGGAUUUCUUAGAGCUUCAAGUCUGCCUUGCAUUGUAGUUUUCACUUGUGAUGUGCCAUAAUGAGUCUACCUCAGUGUGGUGAUCACUGUGGGUCCUGCCAUUGAGCAAAACUUGGUGUCAAACCUGUACAUGUGGGAAAACUAUGGCCAGUGAUACUCCGCUAAAGGCCAAUGAUACUUCAGUAAACAAAUUUUGGAGUUCCCCAACAAAUAGCCUUUAGAGAAGCACUUAAAACAAAUGCAACAAUGCAACCACUCCCUGACCUUCCUAGCUACGCACAAUCAAGACUCAAUCAUUCUUGUUUUACAACUUCAUUCAGUUUUUAUCCUUAUAGCUAUAAUUGUAGGAAACAUCUGAAGCCUGACCUGCAAAGCAUAACGUACAGAGCAGUGUCUUACACUACAGGGUUAAAAUUAGAAUCAGGUUACAUCCUUUUAAACUGGGAUUUAGAUCUAAUAUAUGUCUUCCAUGUGCUAUUAAUAAAAUCAAAUGAUCCCAGAUUGUCCAUCACUGGUGUAGGUUAUUUCUUCCUAAACGGGAAGGUUACUGUAUGUAGAAAAGGAUAACUCUAAGUUGGGAUGCACCCAUGUUAAUUCAAACAAUAUUAUAAAUAAAUAAUAAACAAUAACAUAAAAUAUGGAUAGCAAUGUAAUUAGAUUCAAACUUAUUUGAAACAUUGAGGCUUCUCAGUGCCCCUCUGUAUCUUAUAUAGCCGUUGACAAUAAGACAAAAAAAGUUUUAGGCUAACCGAGGCAGGGUUUAUUAACCAGCCAUAUUAAUAUGUAAGAUAAAAAGCAUUUAAUAGAAAGCAUUUAAUGUUACAUUAGGAAAUUAAUAGGACAAAGCUACAAACAGUCAGCGUGUUGAAAUGUACAUGUUAGAGGGAAUCAGCUGACAGUGGUACAUCAACGGUGAUUGAGCCAUAUGGUGCUAUGCAGAUAUUAAACACCAACACACACUAUGACAGCAAUAGAGAUUAGAGAUCCAUAUUACACGUUACUAUUCACAACGGGUCUCUUAGGAAUGCAACAUUUAAGGGCUGCGGGUAUUUUAGCUGUUAAAGGCUAGAUGUUUUUUUAAGUUGUGACCAUGAUGCAAAAGAAAACGUUGCAAUACCAGUUUUUGUCCAUAUGCUAGGUAUAGCAAUUUCUAAUGUUGAGGAAAGAGCUUUUUUUUUCUGGGACAGGAAGGUUAAAUGAAUAGCUGCUACUCACCUUGUUUGUUAGAUUUUGUGCUGUUGCGCUGUUUGUGCGUUUCUUGUAAUUAUUGACCUAAAUUCUCUGGUUAAGUUCAGAUCCCAAAAAAAUAGGACAUUUUGUUUGGAGUGAUUCUGCUCAGUGUGUAAUCCAGAGUAAAAGGCACUGUGUUUUAUUUUUUUAUUUAAGAUUUUCAUUAAGAAGAAGUGAACUAACCUAACUUCUGGAGAUUUCUCUACAGAGUGAAAAAUGACACACCAUCCUAUAAGUGCAGUUUCUAUUAAUGCUCUAAAAGAAUUCCUGUACAGCAGGGUGUCAGAUUCUGGACUUCAGUCAUAGCGAUUUGUGUUUUUACUUCUUUUAACACACCACAUUCAGACCAUGAGGGCCUUUAUAAUUUGCCUAUGAGUUGAACAGCUGUGUUCAACGAGAGUGCUUAACUCUGGAGUCUGACACUCCUGCUAUAAAGCCAAAGUAAAUGGCGUAGUCAAUAGGCAGGACAUGACUAUUCAGAGGACAUAUCUAGAGGACGGGAUAUAGAUAUGAUUGGUUUCUUCACCUGUGUGGCCUCAUGUUGCUACUAACCUUUUGAGCUCUGUGGCACUAUGAUUUGGAAAAACCAUAGAAGACUUGAUCAGGUGUCCAUCUGGAUAGCCAUGACUGGUAUACGGGAAGAUUAUAGCCACUAUUAUCUGUACCACCAAAUGGAAUUGUAAAAUGGCAUUAGCAUCCAAAAUGUACUGUCAGCUCUUUUCUUUUAUUACUUUGUCAACAUCAUGCAAGCGUACCAAACUACAAUCCCAUUUUGAAAUUGUACUGUAAAGAUACAUAUCCCAAAUGCAAUGGUUCGCCAAAAAAUGCAUGGUCUAUGACUGCAUGAGCUUAAGCCUUUCAAAACGGAUCGACUAUAUUCUAGUUGCACCAUAUUUAAAGCCCUUGCUCUGGUGUACACCCGAGCCUGUCUCAGUCUUUUACCUUCCAUUAUGGGGAAUUCUUUUCUGUUCACUUUUAAUCCAGUCAGACUCCACAGAUCAUGUGUUUUUUCACGUAGUACAGAUUAUUGUGUGAGGAUGCUGAGGAACGAGGCUACAGAUUUUAGCCGUGAGUUUGAUCUGAAAUUGCAGGAAGUAUGCUCAAAAACAUCUACAGAAGUCACUGACUUUUGACUUUACCAGUUAAACAAAUGAUGGUUCAAGUUCCAUGUUUGUCCCAUUUAAAGCAAUCUCAUGCUUGUUCCUUGUAACACUCAUGUAGUUGUUUUUUGGGGGGGAUUUUUAUUUUUAUUUUCUAAUUUUCUUAUAAAGAUUGCGCUACAAUGCUUUUAUUUGUCAGAUGCUGACAAAGGCAUGGUCUGUGAUCUAUGCAAGGGUAUUUUUGUUUCUUCCUGUCAUUUAUAAUUUAACCAUAUAGUUAAAUCAAUAAAUUUUUAAGGAUCAGUU